AGAGCCAACUACAGAUGCUCGAUGGCUGCUGGGAAGAGUCGCAUCAGUUGCGUGCGUCUAUUCCCCCAGAGCCAACCGUACCCUCCGGAAGAAAGUUAAAAAAUCAAGAAAUGCGCAGUGGGUUAUCGCUUUGUCCACUGCUCGUGGUGCUACUGGUAGAUCACCUAGUGGCUCCAGUGGCGCCGGCUAACCUACUGACCAGCUAUCUGCCCGCUUCCAUGCAGGCCUUGGCAUAUUAUAUAGAUCUGCUACAGUAUGAACCACUGUCCAGCACGACAGUGGGACCACCUUUCAGUGCGGAUGAUGGGGUGGAAUAUACAACUGCGAAUCCACUGACAUCCACAGCAUUGCCCACAAGAAUGAGGAGCACUACGACCAGGAGACCGAGUGGAGCAGGAGGUUCGGGCUCAGCCUGGUGGCAGCCACCAAGUUGGUGGGAGACUCCACAUAGAACUUCUACUACUGAGAAACCCACUUCACCACCCACGUUACCGCAUCAUCCGGGGAUUUUCGCUCCAGCUUCCAAGCGGGCAAAUGAGUUUGAAGGCCAUGCUCUUUUUGAAGAAAUCGGAGAUGAUGCGGACUUUGACAAGCUUCCUUUGUCUCUUAUCCGCGAUAUACAAAGCGAACACGACGACUUUACGAAUGAUGUGGAGUCGCUGGACAACUUUUUGCGUCUCUACGACGACAAUUACGGAAGGGCUGCCUUUGAUUUUGAGUCCGCCAUGGAUCGGUGGAGCAGCUCCUCGAUAGCAGGGAAGAAGAGGGUUCCACCCACAAAGCCCUAUGUGGAUUUCCUAUUGGUUUACGACCUUCUAAAGCGCGAUGCCAAGGCGGCUAAUCUGAGCAAGUACGAAGGAUAUUCUGAAGAUCUGCUCGAGCAGCUGCAUGAAUUGUCACAGGCCUCUUCGGCCAGGCAAUUGUAUACUCUGUUUCAAAGGAUGCUGGACCGGGGCGAUGUUCAGCGAAGUGACGUGGUGGCCCGCGUCCAAGGAAUCGUCAAAGAUUUGGGGAAUCCCAAAAGCGCCACAUCCAAGGCAUUGGCUUUUAUUCCUAGUAUGCAGUUUCUACCUUAAGCUCCUAGAUAAGUCGCAAUAAA
Molecule: messenger RNA, 1099 nt
Organism: Drosophila rhopaloa
Lineage: Eukaryota; Metazoa; Arthropoda; Insecta; Diptera; Drosophilidae
Gene: ImpE3
Exons: 1
Coding region: 15-1076 (353 amino acids)
Source: RefSeq, a predicted model, not a curated record